AUGGGUUCUUCGAAUGACGGUCAAAGAAGAGACUUGGAAGGAGGAGGAGAAGAAGAACAUGAGGAGCCGCUCUUGAUGGCGCAGAACCAGAGAUUCUCUAUGUUCCCCAUUAGAUACAAAUCAAUUUGGGAGAUGUAUAAGAAGGCUCAGGCCAGUUUCUGGACUGCUGAAGAAGUUGAUCUAUGCACUGAUGUGCAACACUGGGAAACCUUGACGGACUCGGAGAAGCAUUUCAUCAGCCAUGUUCUUGCGUUUUUCGCCGCAUCAGAUGGAAUUGUAUUGGAGAAUUUGGCUGCUAGAUUCCUCAAUGAUGUUCAAGUUCCAGAGGCUCGUGCUUUCUAUGGAUUUCAAAUUGCCAUGGAGAACAUUCAUUCGGAGAUGUACAGCCAACUUCUGGAGACAUAUAUAAAGGAUCCUCGGGAGAAAGAUAGACUGUUCAAUGCUAUCGAGACCAUUCCUUGCAUUUCCAAGAAGGCAAAAUGGUGUCUUGAUUGGAUUCAAAGUCCUAUGUCUUUUGCUGUGAGGGUGGUUGCUUUUGCAUGCGUAGAAGGAAUCUUCUUCUCAGGAAGCUUCUGUGCCAUCUUCUGGCUUAAGAAGAGAGCUCUUAUGCCAGGUUUGACCUUCUCAAACGAGCUUAUAUCGAGAGACGAGGGGCUCCACUGUGACUUUGCUUGUCUCUUGUACAGUUUGCUGCAGAAGAAGCUUCCUCUGGAGAAAGUUUAUCAGAUUGUUCAUGAGGCAGUGGAGAUCGAGACAGAGUUUGUCUGCAAGGCACUUCCGUGUGAUCUGAUCGGAAUGAACUCAAACCUCAUGAGUCAGUACAUACAGUUUGUCGCAGACCGUCUUCUGGUUACGUUGGGAUGUGAAAGGAGAUACAAAGCAGAAAAUCCAUUUGACUGGAUGGAGUUCAUAUCUUUGCAAGGGAAGACAAACUUCUUUGAGAAGAGAGUGGGAGAGUAUCAGAAGGCAUCGGUUAUGUCGAGCCUCCAAAAUGGGAACAAGAACUAUGAGUUCAGGAUCGACGAGGACUUCUGA
Molecule: messenger RNA, 1035 nt
Organism: Microthlaspi erraticum
Lineage: Eukaryota; Viridiplantae; Streptophyta; Magnoliopsida; Brassicales; Brassicaceae
Source: the annotation of a GenBank genome assembly